This is a messenger RNA of Aspergillus nidulans FGSC A4, 963 nucleotides long. RefSeq names its product prenyltransferase spyF. The record is from RefSeq and is a predicted model, not a curated record. The transcript has 3 exons. Lineage: Eukaryota; Fungi; Ascomycota; Eurotiomycetes; Eurotiales; Aspergillaceae. Gene Ontology annotation, cellular component: membrane. The coding region runs from base 1 to 963 and encodes 320 amino acids. Gene Ontology annotation, molecular function: transferase activity, transferring alkyl or aryl (other than methyl) groups. Gene Ontology annotation, biological process: terpenoid biosynthetic process.
AUGGCACACUCCAAGCGAGAUCUAAACCAUCUGGCCAUUGACCUCCUCGUCCUAUCCAGAUUCAACAGAUACAACCCGCUUCUGGCCACCUUUGCUGGAGUCUGGGCCACCCUCCUAGCCGGAUCCGACAGAAUCGCCCACUCACAGGGUCGAAGUGCAGAUACAGAUUCAAUCUCACCCGAAUAUGUCCUCCAACAAGCCCUCCUCUGCUUCACAUGCAGCUUCGUCUUCUGCGGUGCAGGGAUGGUUUGGAAUGACUGGAUAGACCUGCAAAUUGACAGACAGGUCGCACGGACAAAGAACCGCCCGCUUGCACGGGGGGCCGUCACUGCAUCUGAAGCGUUGCUCUGGAUGGGCGCUCAGUAUGUCGCGAGCUGGUUCUUGGUUUCAUGGAUGCUAGAAGGGGAGAAUGUACCAGCAGCGAUGCUCCCCGUAACGCUCAGCACGAUUCUCUACCCCUUUGCUAAACGACCCAUCUUCCGCCGCUUACACAUCUACCCCCAAUACCUCCUCGGCUUCACACUAGCAUAUCCUUCCCUAAUCGGGGUACUCGCGAUAAAAGGCCUCAACCAGCCCCUCUCAGCUUCCAUAUCCGAAUCUCUCCCGCUAGCAAUAAUGGUCUUCACCUGGACGCUCUACCUCAACACCGCAUACAGCUACCAAGACAUCGAGGAUGAUCAGAAGAUGGGCGUGAACUCUUCGUAUGUGUUCGCGGGCUCGUAUAUCCACUACUUGCUUGUGCUGCUUGCCGGACUAACGCUGGGGGCUCUGGGGUGUCAGCUGGCUGUGCAGGGGUCUGAGUGGCUUUGGGGGAGUUGGAUGGGGGUCUGGCUUUGGUCUUUCUUGGGGCAGCUGGGGAGGUUUGAUAAGACUAGGCCUGAGAGUGGGGGCGGUUUGCAUAGGGAGAAUUUUUUGUUGGGGGUCUGGACAAUUGGUAUUUGUGCUGUUGAGUUGGUUCUUUGA